AUGGUAAUCGUAACAUAGUCAUCAUUGGUCGUAACUCAAGAAAGUGAAUUUAACUUCAUCCUCCGUAUCCUCAACACCAAUAUUGAUGGUCGCCGCAAAGUAAUGUAUGCUUUGACUGCAAUUAAAGGAAUAGGAAGACGCUUUUCCAAUCUCAUCCUCAAAAGAGCAGGUGUCGAUCUUACCAAAAGAGCAGGACAGCUUACAGAAGAAGAAAUUGAGAAAAUUGUCACCAUCAUCAAUAAGCCAACUGAAUAUAACAUCCCUACAUGGUUCUUAAAUAGAAGAAGGGACAUUGUUGUAGGAACUGAUUCUCAGAUCGUGGCCAACUUUUUGGAUGCCAAGAUGAGAGAAGAUCUGGAAAGGAUGAAGAAAAUGAUGCUGCAUAGAGGUCUCAGACAUUGGUGGGGAGUUAAAUGUAGAGGACAGAAGACGAAAACUACUGGAAGAAGAGGCAAGACUGUUGGUGUCGCUAAGAAAAAAUAA
This is a messenger RNA of Blepharisma stoltei, 483 nucleotides long. NCBI's taxonomy places the organism in Eukaryota, Ciliophora, Heterotrichea, Heterotrichida, Blepharismidae. The record is from the annotation of a GenBank genome assembly.